Messenger RNA from Rotaria sp. Silwood1, 384 nucleotides. The record is from the annotation of a GenBank genome assembly. NCBI's taxonomy places the organism in Eukaryota, Metazoa, Rotifera, Eurotatoria, Philodinida, Philodinidae.
AUGAAUACUAACAAUAAAAUAAUAAAAAAUAUUGUCACUUUAACAACAACAACACCAUCUAAUGGAUUUUCGACUGUUUCAGCAGAUGCAGCAGAUGAUGAUCAAUUAAGAAAAAUAUUAUUAUAUGCAAUACCAUUAUCAUGUUUAAUUAUAUUUUUUAUUAUUACUGGUUUUAUCGCUAUUCGUCAACGUCACCGUAUUUUAGAUAAAUGGAGUUCAUUAAAACGAAUGAGAAAUACAAAUCCAAAAUUUCUUCAAAAUACUGGUUUGCGACGUGAUUCAGAAUUUGAUUCAUAUAAUCAUGUGCAUGUUAAAUCAAAAGUAAUGCAUCAAGAAAAUUCACUCCAACAGCAAAGACAAUAUCAUUUACUAACAAUUACAUAA